Suillus discolor is the source of this 2436-nucleotide messenger RNA. RefSeq lists its product as uncharacterized. The transcript is spliced from 5 exons. Lineage: Eukaryota; Fungi; Basidiomycota; Agaricomycetes; Boletales; Suillaceae. The record is from RefSeq and is a predicted model, not a curated record. The coding region runs from base 1 to 2436 and encodes 811 amino acids.
AUGCCUUUUCAUCGGAUCAGUCAAUGGACCAGGAGAUUCUUCGAGGGCACUUCCUUAACAAAGAUAGGGUUGGAAGUUCACCUUGGCCAUGCAGGCGAGCCUUGUCCCGGACUGACCGACGAGUGGUGCGAUACAGAUGAUGAGGGAGACCAAUUGACUGAAGGCCCAUGGAUACCCUUGGUUAACGAUCCUCGGACGACCACGGUGGUAGAUACUUCUGGGCUCCACUCCAUGAUGAUCAGAUUCUGUCAGUGCACUGGUGCACUGAGCCCUGACAUGCAACUAUUUGAGACUGGCCUCUUCCCUGUGUCUUUCACUUCGCUGAAGACAGCAUUCACAUUUGUGGUGUUGGACGACUUCCUGCUGGACAACCUGGAAUGCGGGACAUCGGCAAUGAACUACUACAGUAAAUUAAGGCGAAUCACCUCAAGCGUGUUUCCUCAUCUGGUUCCAGACCGGUACAGAGAAUUGAUGAGGGUCGGCAGGCAGUGGAGACAAGUGAAGCAGCUCAAGUGGCAUGGGUUUGGCCAUGAGAAGCGACAGCCGAAGGCAGGGGAGCUUGCACUCUUCUGUCCUGCAUGUCCUCAGCCCGGUGUAAAUCUCAAUUUGUCAGACAGAAAUGAGUCCGACCCUGCAUGGCUGUAUUCCAGAUCAUUAGUCAUGGAUGGCAAUUUCAAGGCAGAGCAUUUGUAUCCCACCAAUCCAAGCGAUGAGGUGGCAUUGACCGAUGGCUUGGGCUUCAUGGUCGGUGAUGCCCAAUACAAAAUGCAUCUAUCCCAGGUGCAGGACAUUGUGCAAAGGUCAGACUGUAACAACCACCGAGCGGUCAACCAGGCAAAUGCCUCACGCCACAAGCUGGAAGCAACAGGGAUAGGCGGAUGUGCUUGUGCGAGGCAUGGGUGUUUUGUUCCUCAUUCAAUGGUAGACUUUCAGAAGGGGGAAAGGCAGAUGAACAUGGAUUAUGCCCUGUGUCAAGCUCUGGGGUACAAUACCGAUGGGAUCAAUCGGGCAUUCACAUUCUAUGACAUUAAUUGUCAAUACAACAAGCAUCUCAGCAAGCGGAUUGAAGAGUCGCCUUAUCUUGACCUUCCAUGGGGCAUGGACAUUAUUCCUGGAAUUGGGCUGUGGCAUGUCCACGGCCAUCAAGAUAAAUGCUAUGUGAGGUAUGCGUCCAACUUCAUAACCGGUGCCGCCAGGAUCGACGGAGAAAUAAUGGAGACCCUGUGGGCACCCUUGAACAUCAUAUCACCAUCGGCAAGAGGGAUGUCCACCCCCCACCAAAAGGAGUGUUUAGACUUUCAAAUGAAUGACUGUAAUUUUAUGAAGAUGAUACGCAUCAGCAAAUUCCUUGGCAGAAAAUUCAAGGAGGCUGUGCAGGGUGUCCGAGACAGCCAGUAUGCAUUUGACCGGUUAAGCGAGACCGCUGAGGGUGAUACCCUUCACACAUGGGAAGCGGAGGCCACUGCCGCUCAGGAUGACCGACUUCAUAAUCCAAGUUCCAUGGACAUAUAUGAGGUUCAAUUGACAAAAUCGCCAACAAGAAAACAGCAAGAGUUACACCUGCUGAACCGUCAGGCUCAAUGGCUGGCCGGUGAGAUUCAUCAGGGUGCUGCUACUUGGCUAGCCUCUGGAAUUACGCUGGAAGAGGCUCAAGUAGCCCUCCUGAUCAACGUAAGAAAGCUAGGCAAACGGCUGACCGACACCCAGAAGCUGGCUGUGGCCUGGCAUCGUGACAGAUUGCAAGGCCAACUGGAUGAAUUUGUCAGGGUCGCAGUGACAUUUCUUGGCGAUGAAUUAAACGGCUGUGACCAUUUGGAUGGCAUGACGGUGAUGUUGAAUACAGUAGAAGCGGAUUCCAUUGGGUCGUCAUCCAAGGAUCCCGAGAGGUCAGAUGAUGAAGACCGAUAUGAUAUUCUGGUGAAGUUCAAUCCCGAGACCGUGGUGAUUCCAUUGCCGUCAAACAUCGGCAUCGAAAGAUGCGCCCUGUGGGGCGUUGCCGACCUGGUGCUGCAAGAGAUAUUAUUGAGAGAAGGCCAAGCAAAUGAUGCAUUACAUGCCGUCCGGGUCAACUUGGCCGACAAGGCCGUUCUGUUUCGCACCACGGUUCGGUCGGCAAAAUCCCAAGCACAGUCAACCAGGGCAUGGGCUCGGGUGCACUCAAUGGACAAGGUCCUACACCUAAACACGCAGAUAUACUCAAAAUGCCGCAAGCAGCUAAUCCAUCUCAGUGCCGAUGACUUAUUGUCCAAGUAUUGGCUGUUGGAGAAGGCCGACCUCAAGGCUACCAUGGUUGUUGCAGACCCAAACGCGCGCGGUCAAAGAAAUAGCACGUUAGCAUGGUUUUGGAGCAUUGAUGUUGAGGGGGAUUCUGCAAGCAAUGACUGGAUGAAUGAAUGUUUGCACUUCACCGACUUACCUGUUCCUGUGGGGUGCUAA